Molecule: messenger RNA, 903 nt
Organism: Lachancea sp. 'fantastica'
Lineage: Eukaryota; Fungi; Ascomycota; Saccharomycetes; Saccharomycetales; Saccharomycetaceae
Source: the annotation of a GenBank genome assembly
AUGACCCAGUCUGAUACGUACAAGCUUUAUGUCCUAAGACAUGGGCAAAGCGAGUUGAAUCAUGAGAAUAUAUUCUGUGGGUGGAUCGAUGCGAAACUUACAGAAAAAGGUGAAGAACAGGCCGAAACUUCUGCCACUCUGAUUAAGGAACAUUGUCAUGCGAAUUCCCUGCAUUUGCCUAGAUUAGGGUAUUGCUCACGGUUGGUGAGAACCAAACAAACGAUGAAUGUGAUGUUGCGCACGUUUGGAAUCACAGAUACAGUAUAUCACAUUGCAAGUUGUGGUGUUGCUGCUCAAGAUGUUGCAAACGAAUUAUCGAAACAUGAGGCUGUGGUUUAUAAGAGCUGGAGGUUGAACGAAAGGCAUUAUGGUGCUUGGCAAGGUCAGCGGAAACCAGACAUUUUAAAUGAGUACGGAAAAGAAAAGUUCAUGUUCAUCAGAAGGAAUUACAAUGGCAGGCCUCCAGCAGCUGACUUGAGUCGAGAAAUGGUACAAGAAGUUGGCGACAAGGGCUCCCUGACAGGUUAUGAUUUCAAAGAACCCAAUAGGCACACCAAAUACAAGGUUGAAGAAAAUGCGCACGAGGUGCUGCCCAGCAAUGAAUCACUAAGUGACGUAGUGAGCCGUUUGGAGGAGUUUUUGAAAGGUACAAUUUUGGAAAACGUGAAUCGCGAGAAUCCUUCAGCCUUAAUAGUAGCACACGGUAGCUCCGUGCGGUCUAUACUAAAGAUUUUGGAAAACAUUUCCGAUAAUGACAUUAAAGAUGUGGAAAUACCCAAUGGCAUUCCCAUUGUAAUCGAGCUCGACAAAGUCACUAAGCAAUUCGUCCGCAAGUACUACCUGGACCCUGAACUUGCUAGGAUCAACGCUGAACGUGUGCGCAACGAAGGGUUUCAAAAAUGA